AAAGGCAACCAACCAGUGGCUGGCUGGCAGGCAAUCUGAAAGAAAGAAAUAAAAAAUCAAAAGGGGAUUAGGGUUUGCAGAGAUCGAAGGUGUUACGAUCUGAAACUCAAUCCUAGCUUCAAAUUCUUCAACAAAGCUUCAUCCAUCCAUGUCUACUAAGUUCUCCAAGAAGCAGCCGCAGCGAUUAUCAUCAUCAACGUUGUCUUCCAAGAAGAAGAAGCAGCGAUUAUCGAUUCCAACUCGAACAGGAGAAGAAGACGACAGCCGGGUUAGUUCCCUUCCGGACUCAAUUUUAUGUAACAUUCUCUCCUUUCUCCCAACAAAAGAAGCAGUUGCCACAACCAUACUCUCAAAGAGAUGGAAACCGUUAUGCCUCUCAGUUUCCACUCUCGAUUUCAAUCUCUACAACCUCUCAAGACGUACCAUGAAAACAGCAGCCGAUCUAUCCCGUCUUGUAAACUCAGUCAUGCUAUCGCGUCACGACACACUCCCUAUACAAACAUUCCGCCUCAAAUGUUGUCCUUUUAGAAUCUGGGAUGCCGACGAUAUCAUCGAACUUAUUAUUUCAGCAAUACAAAGAAGAACUCAAACACUAGAACUUAACAUGAUGUUUAUUGAUGUACACAACAAUUUUGUUUCCAGCCUAUUCACUUGUAGGACGCUUACUGUUCUUAAGUUAAAAAAUUUAACCAUCCGGGAAGACAUUCCUCAAAUAAAUAACAAUAUAUCACCGCUCAAAACUCUUCAUUUGGAGACAGUUUUCUUUGUAACUCAUACACACCUCAUCAACUUUCUCUUAUCUUUUCCUCUUCUUGAGGAGCUGGAAGCAAAUGAUGUACUUAUAACUCCUCCGACGAUAUUUGUUCCAAAAAAAGCAGACAAGGUCAAAUGCUUGUCCAAUUUGGUGACAGCCAAGCUUUCUGGUAACGAGCUUAUUCCUUUAUUCUUGCUCUCUGGGGCACAUACAAGUCUCAUCAUAAAGCUAACACGGCCCUGCUUUGUCGAAGUCCCUGUUUUUUACAAUCUAACUCAAUUGGAGAUAUUCUCCGACUUAAAGCUUCAAAGUUGGCCUAAGAAGUGGAUUUGGAUUCUUGAAAUGCUUCAAAAUACUCCCAAGCUUCAACAUCUUAUCAUUCACGAGGUUUCACAUGAGAUAGAAAAUGGGAAUGAUCAUGAGGAGGAGUACAGUUGGUGGGAGGACCCAAAGAUUGUUCCCGAAUGCCUUUCAUCUCACCUCAAAACUUGCUUGUUUAGGAAUUAUAGAGGCAAUAAGUGCGAGCUUCAAUUUGCUGAAUAUGUUAUGCGCAGUUCAAAAGUGUUAAUUAACAUGACAAUUCACUGUGCCUGUGACAUAUAUUUAAAUGCCAAGUUCCAGAUGUUACAGAAAUUAUCUCUGUGUCCAAGGGACUGUAAAUUUGUAUUUGAAUGACAAGGGAGGCUAGUGUGUGUGUGUGUGUGUGUGUGUGUGUCUAUAUAUAUAUAUAUAUAUAUAUAUAUAUAUAUAUAUAUAUAUAUAUAUAUAUAUAUAUAUAUUGUUAGAUACUAGUGCGAGUCGGUGGUGUUUGAAAGACAAUAACUCUUCCUUAUUUGUCUUUUCAAUUAUGUAUAAACAUCCAUUAUCUAUAAACUGUUACUGAUGAUAAUAUACAUCCCAACGCUGUUCUUGACUUGGAAGUAUUGGAGAAUUUUUUGAAGGAUAAAAAGCAUUUCUAGAAUUGCAGAAUUUGAAGGAUAAUAUACAGAUGAUGAAGAGACAACGGCAGCUGUUAAAUAUUUCUAGAAUCGUGUUACUUCAAGUAAAGAGCCUUUUAUAUAAGUGGAUCCAGAGAGUAUCACUCCGGACUUGCGGAUUGUUGGUUCCUGGAGUGACGCAGUGACAGCUCGGACUACAUUCAAGAUCCCCAUCUUGGUGUGGUACUUCUCCCAACAUCAUUGCUUCUGAUGUUGUUCUAGCUAGCGACACUGGGCAUAGGGUGUAUACCGAUGAGGAAGAGACAGAAGCAGCUAUUAAUUAUUUGAAGAGCCGUUCUGCCGCCAUGGAAGAGCCUUUUACAGUGGUUUCUAAGGCUAAGAAAAAGAAACCGCAGAAGGCAUUUCCGGUUUAUUUUACCCGUUCUACGGGAAGUAAUUUGAUGUAGUAUGUGUCCCUUUGUUUUCCUUUUGUAGCGUUUGUUUUUCUUUUCUUCGUUUUGUUAUGCAGCUGAUGCUUUUAUUUUCUUGCUCUUUUUGCUUGAGAAGGUUUUGGUCCAUGUCCCCCUUCUCUUUUUGUAUUUCCUUCUUUUUAUUUAUCUAUCUAGGGUGUUGUAGUUGGUUCUCCAUCUGCACCCUUUUUGCCUAAAAAAAAAGAAAUAUAAGUGAUCUCUAAGGCAGUGAAAAAAAGGUAU
Molecule: messenger RNA, 2384 nt
Organism: Trifolium pratense (red clover)
Lineage: Eukaryota; Viridiplantae; Streptophyta; Magnoliopsida; Fabales; Fabaceae
Product: F-box/FBD/LRR-repeat protein At3g52680-like
Exons: 3
Coding region: 149-1429 (426 amino acids)
Molecular function (GO): protein binding
Source: RefSeq, a predicted model, not a curated record